GUUGAAGAAGAUAAGGGAAGGUGGAAAAUGGAGAAGUACUUUGGGAAUGCGUAUAGAGGAGACCCGGGGGUCCCACACGCCGACCCGGAGAGGUUCGUGAACAUAUGGAUCGGGUCGGCUGCCUUCUCUGUGAUGACCUUGUUCAAUCCCUACAUUUGGCAGCUCAACCAUCAGUUCAAUUGGCAUGACAAGGCAAUGCUGUUUGAGCAGCAUCACUGGAGGAGGGCAAAGAAGAAAAAGCAGCCCUAUAAGUUUAUGUGGAAUGAGUGCAUGGACAGGGAGGACAGAGAUGCCUACUAUCUCAACUGGCCGAUUUAUUUCCCUUAGCUGUUUCUGGGGAUGAUCUUGUUUAUGGUAUUUUCACUGUUAUGUCAUUUUGCUGAGCUGAAACUGUUGUAGACUGAAGGUGGUAUGGUUUUUCAUGCUUUUGUUGUACUGGAAAGCUUAAAUCUAAUCUGAUCAUUUUCAGUUGUCUUUGAAUUUUA
Molecule: messenger RNA, 485 nt
Organism: Fragaria vesca subsp. vesca
Lineage: Eukaryota; Viridiplantae; Streptophyta; Magnoliopsida; Rosales; Rosaceae
Exons: 3
Coding region: 28-327 (99 amino acids)
Source: RefSeq, a predicted model, not a curated record